This is a messenger RNA of Solea senegalensis (Senegalese sole), 2697 nucleotides long. RefSeq names its product MALT paracaspase 1 (gene malt1). The record is from RefSeq and is a predicted model, not a curated record. Gene Ontology annotation, biological process: proteolysis. The transcript has 17 exons. Gene Ontology annotation, molecular function: cysteine-type endopeptidase activity. NCBI's taxonomy places the organism in Eukaryota, Metazoa, Chordata, Actinopteri, Pleuronectiformes, Soleidae. The coding region runs from base 97 to 2574 and encodes 825 amino acids.
GUAGACUUUUUUUUCUUUUUGACACUUAUCAACUGAGAAAGAAAGAUAGAAAGACACUGAAGUCGACCGUGGUGGACGCGUCUUGCUGGCUAUACCAUGUCGGAUUGCGUGGACAGGUCCACGAAGAUCAAUUUGUUAAAGGAGGCGGUCGUGAAGAAACUCUGUGAGGUGUUGGACAAGUCCAGUGACAGAGGAUGGCGAAAACUCGGAGAGAUAGUCGGUAACGAGAGACGGUUUAAAGUCAGUUCUCAGGACAUGGAGAUGUGCUCUCUGAAGGUGUUGCAGCUGGAGGGCAGCCCGAGCCGGAUGCUCCUGAAGCUGAUGGGAGAGCGAGGCUGCACCACGGGUCACCUGAUGGACUACCUCCAAACUCUGGGAAACUCCGAGGCUGUGCAAUGCCUGAAACCAUCAUCCUUGCAGAUUCUCAUCCAACCUCAAUCUCUGGCGCUCCUCUCUGGACACAAUCUGCGGCUCAGCUGCCACGCUGUGGGCAAAUCUCCGGUUCAUUACCAGUGGUUCAAAGGUAAAGAGGAGGUACCAAACAGCAUGUCUCCAGACCUGGUGAUAAGUCCAGUCCAUGUCAAGGACAUCGGCCAUUAUAUCUGCAGGGUCAACUGUGGAGAGAUGUUUGAAUUCAGUCAGUGGGCUCAGGUGGAUGUUCUAAAUGUAAACACAAAUCAUGGACAGAGUUAUCAUUCCUUAGAGGGUCGGCUGAAGUUGGUGACCCAGCCUCAGUCCCAGAAGCUAUAUAUGGGGGACGCCCUCCAUUUGGAGUGUGGAGCCGUGGGGCGGCCAAUCCCUCGAUAUCAGUGGCACAGAAAUGGAGUCCCAGUCCCCAACGCCACAAAGAGGAAACUCGUGAUUCCUCACGUGAUGCAGGAUGACCACGGCAGGUAUCGUUGUGAGAUCAGCGGCAGCACCGAGAGAAUGUGGACCAAUGAGGUUGAAGUUGUUGUAGCACCAAGGAUAUCUGUCCAGGUUUCAGGGGCAAUGGAGUGCUCUGAAGAUGAUGUUUAUGCCAUUGGAGGAGGUUCCAGUGAUUUUUUCCUGAAUAGCAUUCCAGAGCAACUUUAUGCAACUGACAAAGUGGCCCUGCUGAUCGGCAAUCUGUCCUACAAGAACCACCCACAGCUCAAAGCUGCGAUGGUGGACGUGUACGACCUUACCAACCUCCUGCGGCAGCUGAACUUUAAGGUGGUCUCUUUGCUGGACCUCACUGAGUCAGAAAUGAGGAACGCUGUCGAUGAGUUCCUGUUGCUCCUUCACAAGGGCGUCUAUGGUCUGCUGUACUAUGCUGGUCAUGGAUAUGAGAACUACGGCAACAGUUUCAUGGUGCCGGUAGAUGCACCAAACCCAUAUCGCUCAGCAAACUGUUUGUGUGUGCAGAGCAUCCUCAAACUGAUGCAAGAGAAAGAGACAGGCCUCAAUGUUUUUCUGCUGGACAUGUGCAGGAAGAGGAACAUUCAUGAUGACAGCGCUACAAAUAUUGUCCUGAGGGUCACGGCCAACAUAGUCUUUGGAUAUGCAACGUGCCAAGAUGCAGAAGCAUUUGAGCUGAGCUCCAGUGGUUUCACCAACGGCGUAUUCGUCAAGUUUCUGAAGAAGCGACUGCUCGAUGAUGAGAAGAUCACAGUGGUGCUGGACAGAGUUGCUGAAGACAUGGGACAAUUUGAUGCUACGAGGGGGAAGCAGGCUCUGGAGAUUCGCAGCAGCCUGUCCGAGAGGAGAGCUCUGACCGAUCCCAUCCUGCCCAGUGACAGCGUUGACCUCACUCUUGGUCCCAGUCGCCAGUGGGCUAAGGCUCAUGAGCUUCCUGAGAGCAUGAGUCUCAUCUUUGACUGCGGGGCUCAGAUCAAGUUGGGCUUCGCUGCAGAGUUCUCCAACGUGCUCGUCAUUUACACACACAUCGUAAAGAAACCUGAAGACAUGUCCUUCUGCCAGGCUCAUGUCACAGACUUCUCACAGGAGCUUGAUGUGGAUCCCAAAGAGAUGAACAGAGAGACCCCAGAAGAGACGGGGAUCUACUUCCUGUCCAGCACCCUGCCACAGCACUGUCUCUACACCAGACUCAGCUCACUGCAGAAGCUCAGGGAGGAGCUUGUGUUCACCGUGUGCCUUCAGGGCACGUUCUCAGCCAUGGACGAUGAUCCUGUUCAUUGGACCAAGAGCAUCAACAUUGGGAAGCCACUGAUCGCCCGACUGGACCUGCACCGUGCCAUGCGGAGGAAUAGCUGCCUAAGGACCUGUAUGAUGCCCCACAGCCCGUCCCACAGCCCCUGUCAAAGUCCCAGGUCUGAACACUUCCUCCACCUACAUCACGGGCCUCACCAGGCCCAGGACCCCAGCCGCCUCUCCCCACAGCAAAACUACCUGGACACCUACGAGCGUCUCCAGGGCGCAGUGGGAGGCUGUGAAGACUCCUUCUAUGAAAACCUCAACCAGUGUCACAAUGAGCAGAUGCACAACUCAGGUGGGGAGCUGUCGAGCUCACCGGGCAGGCACAGCAUCCCUAUAGAGGCCAGUGACGACAUCAACGAGCUGCAGACUGCUUUCAUCAACAGUCUGCAGCUUUAGCACCAGUGAAACAGCUGCUGCCGUCGCUGGGUUUCCGUGUGUAAAUGUCUGAUAAAGCUGAUUCACUGCUGCUCUUCUUGUAACUGUAACAGUAGUAACUUUAAAAAUAUAGAUUUUUAGAAC